CCAAUUGGAACUUGCAGAACUCAGAGAGUACUAAGUAAUCUGCUCCUGUACCGCCGAUUUCCACCGCUAGCUGGCACCAUCCGAUGGCCCUGGAUCUAAACCUUGGUUGCGGAGUUUAAUUCACUUUGUUGCUUUUUCCGAGCCGAUAUGACGCCCAGGUACUUGAGUUGUUUGAGUUGUAAGAUGACUUUUAAAUCUCCGUCUUUGCUGGAAAAGCACCGGGAGAAGUUUUGCAUCGGGACUGAGGUCGGAAGAGCGUUGAUAACUAAAACCCCUGAAGAUAUGCUUAAUCAGCUGAAGGACUAUAAGAUACGCCGUGAAGAGCAGAGGAAGCAACGGGAAAUGGAGGAGCGAGAUAAUCUGGAAGAAAUGGAUGAGAACGAGAGGAGGUUAAUGUGUGAUCAUUUGACAUCUGCUGAACAGGAAGACUUUGCCCAGGAUGGCCCAAACCUGAGGCAGCAGUGGUUUCGGGAACACAAAAAUCAGUUGCAAAACCUGGCCCAAGCUCAUGGAAACCACGUCACUGCUCUAAUAUCUCGUAACAAGGAAUUAGAGGAACAGCGAACAGAGGUUGUGAAAAAAUUAAAAGACUUGUCUCAGAAAGGUAAAAUCACUUCGCAAGUGGAGAAUAUGUUGGCAGAGCUCAAAGCUCAAGAAUACAAGAAUGAGCUACUUCUGGAGUCUAUGAAGCAACAGCUGGAGAUUCUACAGCUGGAAACCAUACAAAACAAGGUUGCAAGCAGACACCAUACUUCACAGUCACAUUUAUCAAAGAAAAAGGAGAAGGUUCAGCAGCUGCAGACAUUUCUUCCUUUCUAUGGUGGAGGAAGCCUGUCAUCUGAAAUCAGUGCCUUGCGACUUUCCUACCUACAGAAUGGCGGCAAUGAUCAAUUGAUCCUCAUCCAGCUGCACGACCUCUUGGCUGAAGCUAUGCAACUGGAACAGAGGGUGAAGCAACCAAAAACUCAACGGAAGGAGAGGAGCUACAGGGAACAUGAAACAUCCAAACGCAAUUUGGAUUCAGAGCUGAUCUCUCUGGAGGUAGAAAAUCAGCAACUCGAAGAGGAAAUUCUCAAACUGCAGCUCAAGCAACAAAGGAAUCGCAAAAGUCAAAAAGCACUGAAGACUUCCAUUGGUCAAAGGCUAACGUUAUCACUAUAUGGAGAUGAAAGUGAUCAACUGAUCAGGAAAGAUAGUUACCAGAAAAUGAGGGCUCUGAAGACAGAGAUUGAUCUCUUGAAACAAGAAGUGGAGAUCCAGCGCCUUCAGCGUCACAUGAGGAACUCAAAGACCAGGGACCUUCCCAAUGUUACUGAGCGAACUUCUUCAUUUCUGCCAAUGGAGGAUGCCAGACCUCAAACUCCAACUCUUGCUAAACAUUUUCUAGAUUCCAGUGAGGGCUUGGGACCUGCACCCUAUGAUCCAGUAGCUGGUUUUGUGGUUUUCUAUGAUUUUCUCCUGGGAUUGGAUGCUACGUACCGGGUUUGCCGCCUGGUGGUGGGCCUUUACCAUGGCGGGCAGGAAAUGGGUGAUCCCUCUCCACUUCCAGCUGUCUACUGCGAUAUUGACAACUUACCAAACUAUUUUCCAGAAUCUGGUGGAGGCAACAGAGCAAUCCUGGCAGUCAAGCAAGUUGUGCCGAGGGUCCGUCCAUCUCCAGGAAUUAGUCUUAUAAUCGAGCUACAAGCUUCUGGGGGCUUUGAUCCUUAUGGGCAAGACAUCAACCGUCUCAUUUCACGAGGCUGGAUCAAGAUUGAUACUUUUGACUCCCAGAAUCGUGUGAUCAGUGGCCGAUGGAAAGUUCCAGUUCGAGUUCUACCAGUUAAACCAUCCAUGACUACCGGUGAAUUGAAUGGAGUACCUCAGUUGGAAAAUGUGGAAUUAUACCUUCGUUUAGUCAAUGCAAGAGAUGCAAGUGUCCAGACAACUGCGGCCAUUGAUUGCAAUAAUGCGAGCUUGUAUAAAUAUCCACCACUGGCAUCAGUACGCACUACUAUUCCCAUUGAUGCUCCACUCUCGUCUUAUUGUUCGUCUUACCAUUACCCAACCGUGCAAAUGGUCCAACCCUCUUUUGGUGAGACUGUGGACCCUCCACCUCCUUCUGCUGAUAUGAUGGUACUUCAGUGUUCUCCCUCAGCCAGAACUCAAUAACCAUGAUUCAAACUCACCAGCCCCAAGACAAAGCAAAAUUCAUAAUGCAAAACAGUAUUCCACUGUUGAAUGAUAUUAAACAGCAAAAAUUGUGAAAACUGUACAGAACUUCCAUUGGUGAUGCUAGUAAGAGGUUCUGGGGCAAUGCUCAUGACUAGUCAGAGAUUUUGUAGAAGUGUGAUGUCAAAACUUUGAUAAGAAAUGGAAUAUUUGCAAGAAAUGUGCUACACACAGGGCUUUUAAAGUAAUUAAUGUGCAUGUGUUCAAUAUAACAUCUUAUAGACCAAUUAGAGUUGGAUCUUCUGUCCCCACCAAUACAGUUCUGUACUUAAGCCAAAAUACUCAUAUUAAAAGAAAAUAAGUGAACCUAUGUAGAUAAUCUUGCAACAGGAUCUCAUCCAAUGUGACCAAUUCAUUGAAACUGCAGAUAUGUGGAUUCUGCAUGAUAAAACCUGCCUCAUUAACUGCAAUCUGAACAGCUGACCAGGGCACAAAACUGGUAACCCAAACUGCUGUGUGUUGAAUGGUCAUUUGCAAUAGAUAUCACAGAGUGUGACCCCAUUGAAAAGAAAAUUGUCACAUUCUGUAGGAGAGUCAUAGAGUCAUACAGUACAGAAACAGAUCCUUCAGUCCAACU
This is a messenger RNA of Chiloscyllium plagiosum (whitespotted bambooshark), 2788 nucleotides long. Its product is annotated as coiled-coil domain-containing protein 17-like. The record is from RefSeq and is a predicted model, not a curated record. Lineage: Eukaryota; Metazoa; Chordata; Chondrichthyes; Orectolobiformes; Hemiscylliidae.